Prorocentrum cordatum is the source of this 4184-nucleotide messenger RNA. Lineage: Eukaryota; Dinophyceae; Prorocentrales; Prorocentraceae. The record is from the annotation of a GenBank genome assembly.
GCACCGUGCGAGGCGGCGAUGGCGGACCACGUGGAGAGGUUCCAGGUGGCUUGGCUGCGCUACCGAGUGCCCGGGCCCGUUCUGUACCAUCAAAGAUUGCUCUUGAAGCAGCUCCGGUCGUCAGGUGACAGCUGGGUGGUGCUGACGCCCGAUGGUGACAUGUACGUGGAGGAUCUAGAGGUGAACGACGACGUCCGGGAGGUGCUCUACGAUAACACUCCUGGCGUGGAGCCCGCGCAGGUGCGUGGCCGCGGCUACAGGUUCGGCCAGAUGCCCGCGGCCGACGGCCUCAGGAGGCUGGCGCAGCAGGCGGAGACGCUGCGGGACCAGGAGGACGCCGUGCGGGGGUACCGGGCCCCGGCGGAGGGAGCCGGCAGCCUGGGCGGCUUUGAGCCGGUGGGGGGCACGGAGACCCCGCGGGGUGCGCCAGCCCUGCCGCCGCCGCUCCCGCCGCCUUCCGAGGCGCCAGGCCCCCCGGGGCGCUGGGUCAUCGCCGUCGACACGGGCGAGGGCAAGGUGGGCGACUCCAUCGCUGUUGCGGACGCGUCGCGGGUGUCGGGAGACACGCGCAUUGGCGUCGCUCAGGUGUCGAACGGGGCCUGGGUGUUCGUGGAGCGUCUCCUUGACGGUGAGGCCAAGGAGGAGUACCUCGACCAGACUGCCGGGCGUCGGGGAGCUGGUGACGGCAACCUCGAUACGCGGGUGCUGCCGGUGACUUACAAAUCCUCGAGCGUGCGCCAGCGCCUCUGGAGGGAGACGGUGGCGAAGAUGGCUCAGGUCGCGUUCUCGGACUGGCCGCUGCCGGGGCCGCGCGCCGUUGACUGGUGCGCGCGCUUCGUGGACCGCCGUGGGGGCGGCCCGGUCGACCACCACCGCUGGUGGGUCGGCCAUCUCCGCCUGCAGGGCGCGGACUUCGGUGUGCAGGAGCACGAGCACGGCAUGCGGGCGUUCCAGUUCAUUGGGGAGUACGACCAGGUCGACCUCCCCAACCUGGUGGGCUUGGAGGUCACGCUCCGCCGGUGCCAGCUCAUCGAGUACCACUACGAGAAGAAGGGCAAGGCAGCCACCGGCAAAGAGCAGGGUGCUGGGCUGUCGCGCGAGGAGGCGGCCUACUUCACUGGCUCGCACAGGCUCGGAGGAUGGCUGAGCCAGCUCGAGGGCGGCAGGAUGACCCCGACCUGUCCGCCCGCCUGCCGCAGGGGGAGCGCCAGCGACUUCAGCAAGCUGGUGCGGUUUUUGGUCAGCGCGAUGCUCUACCUCUUCAUGCUGAAGGUCAGGCGCCGCGUCGAGGCCCGCUCGCGCGCCGACCAGUGGUGCGCGGACGUGGCACGCUCGUUGAAUGAGAUAGGAGGGCACCUGUGCAAGGAUACGGGCGUAUGCCGCUCCAGCCGCUUCUGGCCGCGUGUGCACGACCUCGGCAUGGCCAAUGUGAGAGCCAGUGUCGAGCGGUGGGGGCGGCCGCCAGCCGACCUCGCCAGCCAGGGGGCCUUUGAUGAGCUCCGGGCAAACCACAGCUACGAGGGCGCGCCUGUGGCUGUGGCGCCGAUGGACAUGGGCUUGCUCAGCCUGAGCGGGGCCGGCGCCCCUGCCGACCUGGCCCAGCUGCUGCGCGAUGGCCGCUCUGAGGUCCGCGGGUUUGUAAAAGGCUUUCUCUUGCCAAAGGAUCAGGCGGAUGUGCGUCUCGGCCUCGAGGGAGUGCCGCGCCGUCCCUACUCCGACCCUCUGCUGCACCGGCCUCGAGAGUACGAGCGUCUCUUGGCUAUCAUGUCAAGCAAAGGGAUGAUCGAGUUCUCUGUCGACGUGGUCGAGACUUGCGGCCUUUUUAGUGCAUGGGAAAAGAGCGGGAAGCAACGCCUCAUCAUUGAUGCCCGCCGAUCGAAUCGUUGGUUCAAGGACCCCCCCAAGACCCACCUGGCCUCGGGGGACUCUUUCGCUCGCCUCUUUGCUGCUGCCGAUCUCACUCUCGAGCUCGGGCAGACUGACAUACAGGAUGCCUUCUAUCAGCUUGCUAUGCCGGUCGAGCUUCGCCCGUGCUUUGGACUGGCGCCCGUUCGAGCCGGCCGUGUAGGGGUGUCUGUCACUGUCGAGGGAUCCCAGGUCUCACCCAGCACGCUUGUCUACCCACGUCUCUGUGUCCUGGCGAUGGGGUGGACCCACGCCCUGAAUUGGUGCCAGCGGGUGCUUGAAGACAUCAGCUCCCGGGUCCCUGGUCUUGGGGUGGAGUCCAGGAUCCAGGAUCGCCGUCGCCCUCCCUCGCUCUCCCCUGUCGCUCACUCCGAAUACGUCGACAACUUUGUUGCCCUCUCCCAGGUCCCGGGAAACGCCCGAGCUGCGGCCCGCGGUGUGGCCGAAGAGCUGCGCCUCGCCGGGUUGCGCGCUCACCCUGUCGAAGCGGGGCCGGGGGGUGAGGCUCUAGGUUGGUUUUUCUCGAGCGAGCGCCUUGGGCGCCCCAAGCUCUCGGGGGAGGAUCUGGAGGCCCUCGUGGGGCACUGCGCGCGCGCCUUCCUCGUGCGUCGUGAGUUGUUGUGCUGCUUCAACGCUGUGUACGCCUUCAUCGCAAGACAUCGACACGAGCGGGUGCCUCUGUGGGAUGUGGUGCGUAAAGAGCUCCGAUGGGCCUCCCAUCUAGUGUGCUUCUGUUGGCGUGACCUGUCGGCUUCCGUCUGCCCCGUGGUGGUGUCGAGCGACGCGUCGGAGCGGGGGUGCGGGGUCACCGUCUUGGAGGGGGACAAGGGCGACAUCGUAGAGGCUAUGAAGUACUCGGACAGGUGGCGAUUUCGUGACGGCUCCGGAGGGGCCCGUGUGCAGGCUGCUGAGCUGAUCGAGAAGGCCCUGGCUGGCCACCGCGUCCCUGGAGAGCGUGACGAAGGAGCUGAGCCGGGCGCCGUCGCGGACGGCGAGGCGGACUGGGGCCCCGAAGGAGGUGAUCGAGUCCCACUGGUCCCCGAGAGGCUCCUCAAGGGUAAGUGGUCCGUGGUGUGCUCUCGCCCCUGGCAGCGCCCCGAAGGUAUGCCCGUCCUCGAGGUGCCGGUCCUGGCCCGCGUGGCGCGGCCGCUGCCGAUCCAGGUGGCUCUCCCGAGCGCCCUCUCGGCCGACGGGGCUCUGCCGCGGCGCGUGGCGACGCCGCCGCGGACGCGAGGGCCGGCGCGGAGUGGCCGGGCGGAGGGCCCGGCCGCCGCUCCUGCCUCUCCGCGCCGCGCGGGGAUGCCCGCGAUGGCGCCCGCGAGGCGGGCCCGCCGCAGCGCGGCCAAGGCCGCGGCCGCGCGGGCUCCCGCCCGCAGGCGCUGGGCGGUGAGCGGGGCGCCGGCGGCCUUCAACCGCGUGAGCUUCCUGCAGCUGGAGAGUGUCAGGCCGCGGGCGCGGGGGCUGUGCCAGACGAGCUGGGACCUCUUCGCGGACUGGGCCCGGGGGCGGAAGCUGCCGAUCGAGACGGAGGACGACCUCGAGACGGCCGUGCUGGACUACUUCGACUGCAAGUACUUCGAGGGCGUCCACUCGAGUUUAGGGAGCCGCCUGGUCUGUGCCGUGUGCUACCUGCGCCCGGAGCUCAGCCGCCAGCGCGGUGCGAGGCUGGCCCGCGUCCGGCAGGCCUUGCGGGGCUGGAGCCUGCGGUCUCCGAGCCAGUCGCGCCUGCCGACCCCGUGGGAGGUGGUGUGCCUGAUCGCGGACCUCCUGGUGCGGAAGGGCCGGUGGGGCAGGGCCGCGGCGAUCGUGAGUUCGUUCCAGCGGCGCUGGGCCCUGGUGCUGCACCCGAUGGAGCUCGGGCGGCCGUCCAAGAUGCAUCGCUGGGACGACUCUCGGAUCCUCGGUCUCGACGAACACCAGUUCUUCGCCCCAGUGCUGGCUCGGCUGCGCGGCCCCGGCGAGGGUUCCGAGCGAAGGCUGUUCAGCUUCGACUACCCGACGUGGGCGCGGGAGUACCGUCAGACUGGACUGGAGCUGGGCUUGGAGGUGCUGGGCCCGCCGACCCUCUACGGCCUUCGACGCGCAGGGGCGAGCCUGGACUACGCGCUGGGUCGCCGCACGAUGCUCGAGAUCCAGCGCUGCGGGAACUGGGCGGCCGCCAACUCGAUGAGGAGGUGCCAGAAGGCCGGGCGGCUGGCCGAGCAGCUUCACCUGCUCGCCCCAGGCGCGCGUCAAGCCGCGCUCCGAUGCGCCGCGCGGAUUGGCAGCAUCCUGGCCGG